This is a messenger RNA of Paramecium sonneborni, 349 nucleotides long. The record is from the annotation of a GenBank genome assembly. Lineage: Eukaryota; Ciliophora; Oligohymenophorea; Peniculida; Parameciidae.
AUGGGAUAAGAAAGCGGAAUAUAUUAGAUAAUAGAAAGAGAUGGUGGCAAUACAUAGGUAGUGUUUCACUAAAAAAUCAGAAUAGAAAAUCGAGAGAAGAGGGAAAUGGACAUAUAAUUCAGAAAGAUACAAAAGCUCUUAGAAUUUAUUAGUAUAUGGAAGUAAGGAUAAUCGAUUACAAUGCCACGAGUAAAUCAUUAAACAAUUAAACAAUAUAAACUUUAAUAUGAUCCAUUAUUAAGUAACAUAUCAAUUUUUAGUAUUUAAAUAUUAAAAAACAAACAUAUAUUUAAAUAUAAAAGGCAUUAUACAAAGAGAUGAAUAAAAUAUUCAUAUCCAAACAAAAUGA